Brassica oleracea var. oleracea is the source of this 945-nucleotide messenger RNA. RefSeq lists its product as uncharacterized. The record is from RefSeq and is a predicted model, not a curated record. NCBI's taxonomy places the organism in Eukaryota, Viridiplantae, Streptophyta, Magnoliopsida, Brassicales, Brassicaceae. The coding region runs from base 412 to 945 and encodes 177 amino acids. The transcript has 2 exons.
UUUAUCGAUUAGAGAUCACUCUCCAUCUUGUUUGUUCUGUAUUAAGGGUUUGGUUCUCGGAUUUCGACCGAUUUGAGAAAAUUUUCAAAUUAGGGUUUCAAAAAUAUUUGGGGAUAAAUCGAUUUCGGGAUUCUUUGGGGGUUUAGAUAGGGUUUCGAAACGUUUUUGGUUUGUAUCGGUCUCGGAUCUCCUCUCUGUGUCUUAUACGGAUUGAAACCGUAUCGGGUUUCAAUGGAUUGUCGUUUCUUAACUGUUUUUGAUAUUGUAUUUGUUCCUUGUCGUUGGUUUGCUACCUUCUCGUUCAUGUGCUUUUGAUUAUUGUGCUUUUAAAUUGUUCUUACUCGUUCUUUGCUGUUGAUUUUAUUGGUCCUUAACUAAGUGUUUACUUGUUUUGGUUGCAGAUAAACGAUAAUGGGACGAUACAGUUACAGCCAGCCUUCUUCAUCCUCACACUCUCCAGACUUAACCUCCCUCCUUGAAGCCGAAGGUGAGGUGUACGCGGCUGAAGCUGAGAUUACUCGGUGGAAUGCAGAAGCCAUUGACUGGGAACCAUCACCAGAGGGUGAUGAUGGCAUCCCGAGGACAUGCUACUGUGGUUCAGAGCCAGUUCACGGAUACUCCCAAACUCCAAAAGAUCCAUACCGAUGUUACAUAACGUGCCCCAAUGCCGAUGAUAGAGACUGCCACGUCUGGAAAUGGUGGGACAUGGCGGUGGAGGAGGAGCUGAGAGAGUUUCAGAGGGAGCUUAAUGGGGUUAAGGGUGAAGCGAAUCAACGUGAGCAGAAGUUACUCCGUCUUGAGAAGCAAGUUUCCAAGUUCACAAAGAAGAAAUCAGGAGCUAAGCUAAUGGUCUUUAGCUUAGUGUUAGGGUUGGUGUUGCUUAUUGUGCUAGGAAUACUUGGAAAGGAUUCAAAGGAUUGGGGCGUACGUGCUUUGUUUCUUUAA